Molecule: messenger RNA, 5561 nt
Organism: Ruditapes philippinarum (Manila clam)
Lineage: Eukaryota; Metazoa; Mollusca; Bivalvia; Venerida; Veneridae
Exons: 25
Coding region: 16-4053 (1345 amino acids)
Biological process (GO): cell surface receptor protein tyrosine kinase signaling pathway; positive regulation of kinase activity; protein phosphorylation
Cellular component (GO): signaling receptor complex
Molecular function (GO): transmembrane receptor protein tyrosine kinase activity; ATP binding
Source: RefSeq, a predicted model, not a curated record
AGCCGUAUAAGGGUUAUGUUAAAAAGAUUAGUACAAUCCAUACAUGUGGUGAUGACGAAGAUUAAGAUUUAUGUGUUGCUAUCGGUGUUAGUCAUACUAGCGCAAAGUGCUCGUGGAUUUCAAUUACCAACUAGCUAUUCAAAGGAACUUGCAAGAUAUUCAGUAAUAAGUACAACAAGUACAUGUACCGAUGGUGGUCCAGAGAAUUGCAAUACUACCUGUCCGACAAGGACUAGCUUUCCUUCCUUUUCAAAACCAUUAAAAUCGAUUUCUUCCAAUUGCACUGUAUACAAUGAUUCACCGCCCACACACACGACGAUAGGCAAUGGGGCAAUCGAAUUCAACUCGUCUACAACAGAUUGUCCACUGCAUGAGUGGAAUUAUAAUGGAAAUAAUCCACACUUUACUAUAACUAUGUGGGUCAAAGUAUCAACUAGCAUGAAUGUAUUAAGCAUUGGCAGUGGUCUCAAUUUGAGAUAUGAUGCAGCUGGACCAACCUUUGUCUUACAGACAUCAUCAAGCAGUAGAAAAGAAGCGACGCCAGGAUGGUUUUUCAUCACUUUGAGGUUUAAUGACAAAUUAAGUUGGUUUCUCAAUGGUCAGCUGGUUGCAGAUGGUAUUUCUUUUACCGCAUCAUCAUCUUACAAUGUUAAACUUGGACCAAGAAAAGAUUUGAUAUCAGGUUCCCUAAUUAUAGUAGAUGUUCGCUGGUACUCGGAUGUUAUAACAGAUAGAGAAAUUGAUUACAUAUACAAAGGGCUAGAGGACAAUAUUUUUUGCAGGUGCCCAACAACACACCCAAAAGUCGUUAAAGAUACCCUUCCUGUCGAGAACAUGAAGUGCACCGAUGGUAGCACGAAGGUCUUGCGUCUUGGUGCAAACGCUCAUGUUCCUGAUUACAUGGCUGAUGCCAACACAAAUACCAAGUGGGUGUCUGGCAUCGUAAAAGAAGUCAAUAUAACUCUAACAUUGAAGAAACAGUUUCAGAUGAAACGUUUAUCACUCGUUGGAAUAGCGAAGUCACCAGCAAGUUUAAAAGUCAUCCUUCUCUUAAAUAAUGCCGAGGUUCAAGCUAUCGAAUUAAAUGUGAAUGGUGGAAACGUUUCUUAUGACUUUAAUGAAGGAUCUAUUACUAGUAGGACACAAUACCAAAAGUUCAUAGCUGAUAAAGUUAUUGUCCAGGCUAAAUUCACUACAAGUGACUAUCUUUCUGUAGGUGAACUAACGCUUGAAGCUAGAUGUAGUUGUUAUGGUAACGAUAAUGCGUGCAAGAUUGUCACAGAUGGCUACACGUGUAGUUGUUUAUCGUCCUCUAACACAAAAGGGUCACAUUGUGAUGGUUGUGGAACCGGCUACUAUCGCAGUGCUGAGCAAUUUGUAUGUAACAACCCAUGUAAAUGCAACAUGACCGGAAGUAAUGACACUGUAUGUGAGGAGGUAAAUGGGCAAUGUAGCUGUCAUGACAAAAUUGAAGGUAGACAAUGUUCCGUCUGCAAGCACAAUACCGCGAACUUUUCUUCUAGCGGAUGUACAGCAUGCGAAUGUAAUCCUGACGGUAUCACUAGCUGUAGUGAUGAUCUAACCUGUAACUGUAAACAAAACGUAGACAUUACGUCUGGUAAAUGUGACAAAUGUCUGCCUAACUUUUAUAAUAUAUCUAGUCCUUCCGGUUGUGCUGCCUGCGAAUGUGAUCCAUCCGGCACCAGGGUGGCGGAGCCUUACUGUGAAAGUGACAAAGGCGAAUGCUAUUGUAGAGCUAAUGUAGAAGGUAAAAUGUGUAAAACAUGCAAAGAUGAAUAUUACGGCUUGUCAGAUAACAAAACAGACGGGUGUGAUGCUUGUGAGUGUAAUAUUGUAGGAUCUGCUUCGUUUAUAUGUGACAAAGAUACUGGUCAAUGUCCUUGUUUUGGUGAAAGCAAUCCUACAGAAGUUAAUAACAGACAAUGCAUACCGACAGCGUUGAAACUGGAACCUUUAUUUGGACCAAAGGCUGGGUCAACAUUGCUUACCCUCACUGGAACCUUACUUGGUACAAACGCAGAUGUAAAUCUUACCAUAGGUGGUGAAGAACAAGAAAUUGUUGAAAGGAAUCUUACUUUCAUAGUAUUCAAAACAAAGGAAAGUACAGAAAUUGAAAGUAAACCAAUGAGAUUAGUCUGGAGUUAUGGAGGUCAAACAUACAAUGAUGACAACUUUGAUAACACAACACAAAUGUUUAAAUACAAGAACAAUCCCCAGAUGAUAGUACCCACAUCGAAUUUAAGAACAUUUGCAAGUGGGGGCUGCAUCAUACAAGUUGGAGGUGACAAUCUUGACAGUGUUCCGUAUCCAAAGUUGCGAGUUUAUCUAGAUGGUGGUAAGGAGUUUCAAUCGCCGUGUAUGGCAACAAAAAAGACAUUAAAGUGUCCGACUCCUACUAUCGAUAUAGAUGAUAAAGAUCGGAAUGUCUCGUAUGGAUUUUGGCUGGACGGAUUUAUGGCAAACAAGAACGUCACUGAAAGCCAGGGCUCUGUAUUGGAAGUAGUAAAGGACCCUUCUAUUUAUACCGGCAUGUCAGAAACCUUCCGGAAUACGUUUGAUGAUAUAUUCAAAGUUAAGGGUGAGCGUUUGAAUGAUGCCUGUCAUGACAGCGACGUUUCUAUUACUCUUGGAGAUAAAAAAUGUGCUAUUCUAAGCCGCCAUGACGACGUUAUCACGUGUGAUCCGGGAGAAAGUUUCCCAGGUACAGCAAGAUCCGUUACAGUCAAGGUGAAGAUAGGUAACAUUGAAGUGGAAUGGGGUACACUAAAGAUCAACUCAUUUUGGACUAACACAGAGUUUAUCUACAUAGCCGUUAGCGCAGGUCUGCUCCUUAUCAUCGUCAUCGCCUUUAUCGUCUGCGUUAUCAGAUGUCGUCGCAAAAGUAACAGUGAUAGCCCUGAUGACAGUAUUCCGCUUGAAAUAGCUACAACUGGUAAAACCAAACCAAACAACUAUACAACAAUUAAUCCAAUUGCUGUGAUUCAACCUCAGUCAGCCGAGGUACAUACAAAGACGUCGAAGGAAAUUGCAGAUGAUUUUUGCAAGCGUUUAUUACACCACGUUGGGAAAGUCGUGAACAGUUCUAUAAUAGAAAGAAGUAACAUAGACCCUGGAAAAAUAUGCACGCACAAAGGAAAGAAGAUACGUGUUAUAAGCGGACAGUACAAUGCAUCCACAUCGUCACCGUAUUCUGGAUCCAGCCUUACAAUCAAAACAUUAAUUGAUAAAUAUCCAGAGGAAGGCGAUCUGCCAGAAUGGCUAAAUACUGGUCUACUCGAGUGCACCAGGCUUCAAGAUUUUGACAAUGACAAUGUCCUUAGAAUGAAGGGAAUUGCGAUUGAUAUAAAAAAUAUCUACAUUAUUUAUCCGGCAAUGGCAAACAAGACUCUUAAAGAAUACCUGAUUUUAGAGCCGCUGAAUGCAGAAAAGAAGUUGGAGAUAUGUAUUCGUGUAUGUGAGGGAAUGAACUAUCUGAGUUCACAAAGCAUUGUACAUAAAGACCUUGCUGCCAGAAAUUGCUGGGUAUCACGAGAUUUUGAGGUGAAGAUAAGUGAUGCUUCGUUUAGUUACGAUUUAUUCCCGGAUGAAUAUUUACAUAGCAACGGUCGCUAUCAGCCAGUACGGUGGAUGUCCCCGGAGAGUUUACGUCAAGGUUUCUAUGACGCGAAAUCUGAUGUUUGGUCCUAUGGGGUUGUCAUUUGGGAAGUGUUUGCCAAUGGGUACCUGCCGUACUAUGACAUCACCGACAAUGCGAUGAUAAAAGGCAAAGUGUGUGACGAGCACUACAGACUUGGUAAACCGGUAGAUUGCGAUGACGCCAUGUUUCAAAUUAUAUGCGAUUGCCAAAAAGACAAAUCGGAGGAUCGUCCAAACUUCUUCAUUAUUCAAAACAUGUUCGACCAUAUUCUUAAUCCUGGUGCCUCAUUGGUCCAAUACGCAAAUCAACAAGAAUUGGCCGGACACGAGACAGGAAUGGAAGAUUAUGAGAAUCUUGGAAUAGUUCCUCCUCCACGACCACCAAAAGACUAUUGACCCUAAAAGUGAUAUUCAAGAUCUGAAUACAUUAUUAACCGAAAGAUGUUUUAAUAUUAUUGGUUAACAUUUUGUGCACGUGGAAUCUCUGUGAUAUUAAAUUAUAUGAAUUAUUAUUGAAGAAAUAUUGUAGUUCUACUGUACAAGCAAUAAACAUGUGUAUAUUAAAAAAUGAAGAAUUUGGGAGUUAUGAGAAAAUACCAUGACAUGUUUUCAUUCUAGAAUUAUGACAAUCGCGACAUCGCUUAUUCUAGACUAUUCUAUGAUCAUGAUCUUUUAUUCUUGAAUCAUAACAUCGCUUAUUCUAGAAUAAGCCACUUGUUAUCUACCGGUAUAUGAUGUUUAAGAUGAUAUUGUGUGAAUUGUUUAAUGUCCUAUCCAUUGUCAAUUAGAUAAUGAGAAUCAUCAUGAUAUCUUAAGUACAAACCAUCAUUUCUUUGUGUUAAUUUAGUGUCGCAGGUUAUACAUAUUAUUAAUGCCACCGUUUCAUUUAAUUUUAUCAGAACAGAACAGAAUAGAGUUUGUUUCAUAAUGUGUACACACAUAGGUAUAGUUAUAACAAACGUGUUUAAAUAUCAUUUUAGGUCGCAUAUUUUACAAUAAAGGAAAAAAAAACAAGAAUAUAUUUAUUAAACAUAAAUGCCUCCAGGCUCAGAUUAUUGUUAGAAGCUAUAUUUCAAAAAUAGUCAUGGCGUUUUGUAAUUGUGAAAAAUAUAAGUUAGCAAGUCAUUGCUAUGACUUUUGACAAAGUUCAAUGCCAUCAUUUCUUUUAAUUUGUAGGACCAUUAAUUCCACUGAAACAAUGACAUUGUCAAUUUCAUUCGCUUUUUUAUAAGAAUGGUACAUUAAUAGAUACUGAAUGCAUUUUUAGAUAAUAGAAAUAAAAUAUAGAAUGUUUAUAAAUGGACUUUAUUUGAUGAAAAGGAAAGAUGUGAAAUAUAUCUUGUAUUAAGCUUUAACCUACAUUUUCAAACCUACAAGGAUAAUUUAAUACCAUGUAUUAUGUACAUAACUAUAAAUAAUUGAUAUACCAAAGUGUUUUAUUAUGUGUGGUGGUAAACAACACCCAUUCUGUUGUCAGCUUAAGAAAAUGACACUCCGUACGUCCCGUAAGUGCGCCUGGUUUAAAACGGCCGUUCUGUAAGCGCACCAGGUUUAGGACGGCCGUUCUGUAAUCGCGCCUGGUUUAGGACGGCGUUAUGUAAUCGCACAUGGUUUAGGACGACUGUUCCGUAAGCGCGCCUGGUUAAGGACGGACGUUUCAUUAGUGCUCCUGGUUAAGGAAGGCAUUCCGUGAAUGUUUGCCACGCAGAUCUGCACUUUGACACAUAAGUCCGCCCAUAUUCCAAAUAGUGCACAUCAUUUUUUAAAUACUAGUAUUGUGUUAAAUAAGCUUGCAUACAAUUUAACAAAUGUUUAUUCUACUUUAUAAAUCAAUGGUGACCAAAUGACCAUUUGAAUGCCUUUUUCUGUCAAUCAAAAUUUUCAAAACAAAAUUAAAAGGAAGA